This is a messenger RNA of Rana temporaria (common frog), 2478 nucleotides long. RefSeq names its product regulator of G protein signaling 9 (gene RGS9). Gene Ontology annotation, biological process: G protein-coupled receptor signaling pathway; intracellular signal transduction; regulation of G protein-coupled receptor signaling pathway. The coding region runs from base 113 to 1963 and encodes 616 amino acids. The transcript is spliced from 14 exons. The record is from RefSeq and is a predicted model, not a curated record. NCBI's taxonomy places the organism in Eukaryota, Metazoa, Chordata, Amphibia, Anura, Ranidae.
CUGAUUGGCUGCAGCUUGGAGGAUCCUGAGCUGGGAGAGGGGCAGAAUCCCUGAGCCCACCACAAGCUGAGUGUCUGCUGUGUCUGUGUGCUGCUAUCUGUCUGCAGCCAACAUGACUGUCAAACACCUAGACCAGGGCCAGCACUACAGGCCCAGGAUGGCAUUCCUGAGAAAGAUCGAGGCGUUGUUGCUGGAGAUGCAGGACGCGGAGGCGGGAUUAAAGACUCACACCCAGCGCCUGAUGAUCACCACCAUCCCUCACGCAAUCACAGGUCACGACAUCCUGGAGUGGCUCAUUCAGAGGUUACAGAUCGGAGAUGAAGAUCGCUCUUUGAACUCUUCUCUGGGCAUUGGUGGUGAGAAUGUGGCGGUGAGGUGUAGGCCGGGGUGUCGGUUGGAGGCCGGGGUGUCGGGUGGAGGCCGGGGUGUCGGGUGGGUGGUGGCCGGGGUGACGGGUGGGUGGAGGCCGGGGUGUUGGAUGGAGGCCGGGGUGUCGGGUGGAGGUCGGGGUGUGCGUACAGCCUCUCAUGUCUCUUCUCUUUGUGUCUUACAGAAGAAGACGGUGGAUUUCUACAGGAGAGAAAUCAUGUUCUAUCAGCAAUCUCUAAUGAGAUCCACCGUGAAAUCCUCCGUGUCUGUCAAUGGGAUCCUGAAAUACUGCGAGCAAUACUUCACCCACGACCCCAUCAUGUCCGGCUGCCUCCCCAGCAACCCCUGGAUCACAGAUGACGCCCUUUUCUGGGAGCUGAAUGCCAAGCUGGCGGAGGUCCCCACCAAGCUGCGGGUGGAGCGAUGGACCUUCAAUUUCAGUGAACUGAUCAGAGACCCCAAAGGGCGGCAGAGCUUCCAGCAGUUCCUGAAGAAGGAGUUCAGCGGUGAGAAUAUGAGCUUCUGGGAGGCUUGUGAGGACCUGAAAUAUGGAGACCAGUCCAAGGUGAAGGAGAAGGCCGAGGAGAUCUACAAACUCUUCCUGGCGCCGGGCGCUCGGCGGUGGAUAAACAUUGACGGUAAAACGAUGGACAUCACGGUGAAGGGGCUGAAGCACCCCCAUCGCUAUGUGCUGGACGCCGCCCAGACCCACAUCUACAUGCUGAUGAAAAAGGAUUCUUACGCUCGCUACCUGAAAUCGCCCAUCUACAAGGAGAUGCUGAACAAGUCCAUAGAGCCCCUGGAGACCAAAAAGAGCAGUAACUUCCCGUUCAUGCGGCGACAUCGGCGCUCCAGCCCCAGCCCCGUGAUCCUGCGCCAGCUGGAGGAAGAGGCCAAAGCCAAAGAGGCGGCCAACACCGUGGACAUCACCCAGCUCUGCCAUUACACGGCUCCCAUCCCCCACCUGACCGUCUACACGGGUACCUGCGCUCCUCCAUCCCCCACCAGCCCCUUCCUGUCCUGCCGCCCUACAGUGGAGCUCUCCAGUCCCUCCCCCGCGCACAUUGCCCUGCCCAACUCUGCUGUCUGCCCCUCCCCCAUCAGCGUAGCUAUAGAGAGCACGCCGGGCAUGGAGAGGAAAUGGGAGGCCAACGGGGCCGGCGACUCGGACUACCAGUUUCCGUCUUCCACCGACAACACGGAGGCGUCGUUCGGGUCGGAGUCUGGGACGGGCGGGAACCACCAUCUCUCCGUCCCGGUGGAGAUCAAGGCCGUGCCGAAAUCCAAAGUCACCCUGUCCUUCAGCAAGCUCCUGAAGAGGGGGUGCUCCAGCUCGCCCGUCUUCGCCACCCUUUCCCCCAAGUGCCCGGCGGUGAAUCACGGCAAAGUGCAGCCGCUCAACGACCUGGAGCAGCAGCUGCAGCAGACGUCCAGGAAGGUGACCAACUUCUUCCAGAUAAAGGUGGACAUCCCGGCGGAGAGUCGGAUCUACCCCAUGGAAUCGGAGGAGGACGGUCAGCUGGCCUAUAAGGACUCGAUCCAGGAGGUGAUCUGCCCCUGGGAGCACAUCAUAGAAGAAGGUAAAGCUGGCUAGUGGCACGCUGCCUAUGGACGCCCGGAAAUGGGGCCCUUCUCAUAUACUGUGGCCAGGAGCCCCUCUGACUAAGUGCAUUAGGAUCCAACCGAGCAAUCGCCUUCACCAUUAACCAGAUCACUGCCAGCGGGGGGUGGGGGGGGCGGAUGACCGGACCCCCACAACCCUCCCCCCCUGCCUUCUCACAUAAGCACAGCACUAUUAGCCAAAAGCACCCAGAAUCCUUUGCAGCCAAGGGGCCCCUAGAACCUCAGGGGACCUCCCCGGCGGCGGCGAAGUGGUUCAGCAUACCUGUAGCCGGUACGUUGUGUUCACAAUAUCACAUUGGUGGCCUCGAGUCCUCUGUGUGACUGCAGACGAUCAUGGGGGACAGUGUGAUUUUACCCCCCACCCCCCCAUAUUCCAUCACCCUGCAAUAAGGGGCAUCGGACUGAAGGGGGCGCCACACAGAAAAACUAUGAACUCGUAUGGAAAUGGGGAUUUCAGUAGCAAUGUUAUGUCCUCACUUCUCUUCC